Colletotrichum navitas is the source of this 1564-nucleotide messenger RNA. Its product is annotated as FAD-dependent oxygenase. Gene Ontology annotation, molecular function: FAD binding. Bases 1 to 1518 code for a protein of 505 amino acids. Lineage: Eukaryota; Fungi; Ascomycota; Sordariomycetes; Glomerellales; Glomerellaceae. The transcript is spliced from 4 exons. The record is from RefSeq and is a predicted model, not a curated record.
AUGCAUCGACUCAAGAUGGAGUUCCUUGCAGCUGUGGGCGCAUGGGCGAUCACUGCCGCAUGCCUCAACGUUCCCGUUGCCCGUCAACUGCUUGGCGGUAUCUGUGGCAGAGACACGGCUGAACUUGGAGAAAGGCUCUCGUCUACCGCCAAGAUCUACGAGCCUGGUACUGCCGAGUUCAACGAGGCCUCAGUCCGGUGGUCCAACUUGAAUGCACCGAAGCCUAACCUCGUUGUUAUUCCCGGCACCGAGAACGACGUUGCCGAGACUGUAAAAUUCGCCAAUGACAAGAAUGUUCCCUUCCUUGCAUACAAUGGCAUGCAUGGGGCCAUUACAACGCUUGGGAAGAUGGACAGCGGUAUAGAUAUCUACAUCAACCAGUUAAGCGGCGUUGAAGUCUCUGAGGAUGGCAAGACUGCAAAGAUUGGCGGUGGCACCGGAUCCAAGCUUGUCACUGAUACACUAUGGGAAGCUGGAAAGCAGACUGUAACAGGAACGUGUGAAUGUGUCAGCACCCUGGGCCCUGCUCUGGGAGGUGGCCACGGAUGGCUGCAGGGCCACCACGGCCUUGUCGCUGAUCAGUUCGUUUCCAUCAACAUUGUGCUUGCCGAUGGAACCCUGCAGACCAUUAACGAGACGUCGGACCUCUGGUGGGCCGUCAAGGGCGCGGGCCACAACUUCGGUAUCGUCACAUCGGUUGAUGUUAAGAUUUAUGACAUCGAGCACCGCGAAUGGGCGGUUGAGACUCUUAUAUUCAGCGGCGACAAGGUCGAAGCCGUUUACGAAGCUGCUAACGAGCAUCUUGUCAAGAACGGUACUCAAGCAGCUGGUGUUGUAAACUGGUCGUACUGGCUCAACAACCCCGAUGCUGACCCAGAGAACCCUAUCAUUUUGUUCUGGAUCAUUCAAGAGGGUGUCACCACAGUCGACCCCGUUUACACUCAACCUUUCCGCGAUAUUGGCCCCAUCUCGUCAACUCCUGCGUCCGGAACCUACCUUGAUCUCGCAUCAUGGACUGGUAUCGCCCUUGACUCUAUCCCCUGCCAAAACGCUGGUCUCAAUAACCCCCGCUUUCCCAUCUACGUUGAGUCAUACAACAUCGAGGCUCAACGCAAGGCAUAUGAUCUCUUUGCGUCCUCUAUCAAGGGCGAUUCACCCUUCAGCAACUCUCUCUUCAUGUUCGAAGGCUAUUCAGUUCAAGGCGUUAAAGCUAUUGAGAGCGAUUCGACGGCUUUUGCUUACCGUGGCGACAACCUCCUUUUCGCCCCUCUCAUCACUUAUACCCCUGGCGGUGCAGAACUCGACGAGCAAGCUGCCGCGCUGGGCAACCAGCUUCGUGACAUUAUCCAUGAGGGAAGUGGACGUACUGAUCAGCACGUCUACCUCAACUAUGCAUUCGGAAAUGAAUCUCCAAAAGGGUGGUACGGUAGUGAGCAAUGGCGCCAGGACCGUCUCAAGUCUUUGAAGACCAAGUACGACCCCAACGGACGUUUCAGCUUCUAUGGACCGAUUGCAUAGAACGCUACCUCUGCAUAUAUAUGUGAAGCUGUAUGACCUAUGCUGC